AUGUCUCUUCCUGCUGGACGAGCCCCUCCGCCCCCAACGAUCGAGACCAACAGCGUUUCAAAGGAGGUCAUUCGUUAUGGCGUCAAGGCGUUCGUCACGGUUUCGGCCGAAGACGCCUGGAUCUUCGACGCUUUUUGGGUGUCCGUUGGCAACCGACAACACGCGAUUGCCAAUCGCAAGGGCAAAGAACGUAUGGUGAAAGACCUUCAUCGGUUGGUCUUCACCGACCCGGUGCCUAAAGGCAUGGUGGUUGAUCAUAUAGAUCAAAACCCUUUGAACAACGUCAGGUCGAACUUGCGAGCCGUCUCCCUGUCGGACAAUGCGAUGAACGCAACCCUCAAGAAGAGGCCGAAGUCAGGCUACCGCGGAGUCUGGAAGAACGGUAACAAGUUUACGGCGGAGGCCCGGGGUAAGAAAAUUGGUAGUGGGUUUCCCAGCGCAAAGGCGGCCAAGGCCUUUCGCAUUAGGGCCCUGCGUCAGGAAGGUGCGGAUGCGAUGGCAGACAUGGAGACGGAGGUCGAGCUGUCUGUGAGUGAUGAGGAGUUUCUCAGUGGAUUCAAGAAAAAGACGUAUGCCUCCAAGGGCCAAGGCCAUGUCAAGCGGGCAAACGGGGUUUUCUACCCCAUGCUCCGUGGCAAGAGGCUUGGUCGGUGCACGACGGAAGAGGAGGCUCGCGAAAAGAUUCGACAGGCGGAAAGGCUGCGGAAGCAGGCAGAGGCUAAGGAGGCAGCGGACGUAGUCAUUCCUCGCACUGCCGAAGGAGUUGCCUUCCUAACCGAUAAGAACGGCGAAAAAAUUUUGGUGGACGACGACAUCUACAUGCAGUUUCGUAAGAAUCCCAUCUACUAUAGGGGUGACGGCUAUCCGGUCGUCUUGGACAAGCCACUGCAUCUGCUCGUCUGCCCGCGUCAGCCCGAACACCAGUGUGUUGACCAUAUCAACGGCAACAGACUGGAUGCUCGGCGCUCCAACCUGCGCAGUACUACUUACGCCAUCAACAACCGCAACCAAAAGCCUACGAGUGCCACGGGCUACCUCGGUGUUGUUUUUGAUACCAACCACCCAGGCAAAUUCAAGGCCGUCGUCACCGACUCAAGGGUCAAUCCACCUGCUCAUUACACUCGACUCUUUGACCAUGCUGCCGACGCGUCGCGCUGGCGCCAGAAGAUGAUGUUGGAAAUCUAUCCCGAAGAUCAAGUCGUGGCCUCAGGCUCUGCGAGCCAGUAG
Molecule: messenger RNA, 1227 nt
Organism: Moesziomyces antarcticus
Lineage: Eukaryota; Fungi; Basidiomycota; Ustilaginomycetes; Ustilaginales; Ustilaginaceae
Exons: 2
Coding region: 1-1227 (408 amino acids)
Source: RefSeq, a predicted model, not a curated record